CUGUAAUGACGCGGCGCGGACGUGCGAGGGGCGGGCAGGCGGUGACCGGCGGUUGGAUGGCGCAGCUGUGCGGAGCCGGGCGGUGUCACCUCGGGGCAAGUGCGGCCUUGGCAGCCCGUGUGGCGCGCUUCUGGUCUUCAGGAUCUAAUACUGAAUCAGUACAGGAAAGACAAAAACGACUGAUGGCUCGGGGACUCCCAAAGCAAAAAGUGAUUCCUGGAGUGAAACAUAUUAUUGUUGUAGCCUCAGGAAAAGGAGGUGUUGGAAAAUCAACCACUGCAGUGAAUUUGGCUCUGGGAUUAGCAACCGACGAAUUGCGUGUGGGGCUGCUGGAUGCAGAUGUGCAUGGUCCUUCUAUUCCACGCAUGAUGAACUUGAAAGGGAACCCAGCUUUAACGGACGGCAACUUGAUGAUACCCUUAGUGAAUUACGGAAUUAGUUGCAUGUCGAUGGGUUUUCUGGUGGAGGAAACAGCACCAAUUGUUUGGCGAGGUCUCAUGGUGAUGUCAGCAAUAGAAAAGCUGUUGAGACAAGUUGACUGGGGUCAAUUGGACUACCUUGUUAUAGAUAUGCCACCUGGCACAGGGGAUGUGCAGCUUUCCAUCUCUCAAAACGUACCUAUUUCAGGAGCUGUUAUUGUUUCUACUCCCCAGGACAUCGCUUUAUUGGAUGCACAGCGAGCAGCAAAAAUGUUUCAAAAAGUUAGUGUUCCUGUUCUUGGUAUUGUUCAAAACAUGAGUGUCUUCCAGUGUCCCAAGUGCAAACAUGAGACUCACAUCUUUGGGGCUGAAGGAGCAAAAGAGCUGGCAGCAAAACUUGAACUAGAUGUCCUAGGUGAUAUUCCACUACAUAUAAAUAUAAGAGAAAUGUCAGAUAAAGGUCAACCUAUUGUUGUAUCUCAUCCAGACAGUCCAGAGGCCAAUGCCUAUCUGAAGCUUAGUGCUGAGGUGGUGAAAAGACUGCCAAUACCUCUUAGGUGAUCGGUGGGAUGUUCCAGUCUGCAAAUACAAUCUGUUUGAAAUUACCUUUUGUCUGAAUUAGACAAGUUAAAUUCCUGCUAUGAAGACAGCUGCUGGACCAGACUUGAGCAGGUUAAUGAAAGCUGGAACACAUGAUGCCAACAGAAAAUCUUGUGACAUUAUAAUGAAUGUACAUGGAGCUAUCAGGUUUCGAGUCGAAAUCAAGAUUUAAUUGCUGGUUCUAAUGUGAAGUCACACUUUUUACUGACUACAGUUAAAUGUGUAUAUUGUGAUAUUUUAAUAAAUAAAGCAUAAAUUGAGGGUGCUGUUUUCCAAUGAAAAUCUGCAAAGAAUUACUUAAAAAUUGCAAGAAUUUGUUUUCCCUUACCCAGAGUUAAUAAAAGAGUGGAUGACUUGCCGACUAAAUCAUGUCCUUUUAUUGUUCUGUACAACUUAAUAUUCUACUGUAUUUUAAUGUGGUUAAUACCUUUGGCUAUUCAAAUAUUAUCUAACAGUUACCUUCUAAUAUUUGUCAUUGAAGACUUUUGAUAAACAAGUUUUAAAUUUAUAUUUCAGAAUCAAGUGUGCAUUUUCUGACUUAGAAAAUGAAUCAUUGAGUAAUUGAUUUUGUUUUAAAUUUCCCCUUUAUUUUUUUACCUUGUACCUUCAUCUCUUUACAGUUGGUAUCAUUCUUCUUGCUUUUCUCAGUACAUUUCCCCCACCCCACUGCAAUGUUCAUGUUCUAGAGAGUACAGGGAGUCAUUACUGUUGAUGGUUAAUAUCAGCAUAAGGCCAAAAUAUAUAGCUUACAGCAAUAAACAGUGUAUUUGUGUUUAAAAAUAAAAUUCUCAAUUCUAGCUUUGCCUUGCAUUAGGGAGCUGUUAUGUUUAACAUCUUGUAUUUCAAGUCACAUUAGUAUGUUUUUAAAUGUUGAACUUCAGAAGAAGCCUUGUUGAAUUUACACCAACUCCCAGAAAUGAUUUGUCAUACUUUUCUGUCACAUAGUUUUAGAAUUUUAGGUAAUUUUUGUGAAUUUGAU
Molecule: messenger RNA, 1998 nt
Organism: Pristis pectinata (smalltooth sawfish)
Lineage: Eukaryota; Metazoa; Chordata; Chondrichthyes; Rhinopristiformes; Pristidae
Gene: nubpl
Product: nucleotide binding protein-like
Exons: 11
Coding region: 6-980 (324 amino acids)
Biological process (GO): iron-sulfur cluster assembly; mitochondrial respiratory chain complex I assembly
Cellular component (GO): mitochondrion
Molecular function (GO): ATP-dependent FeS chaperone activity; ATP binding; 4 iron, 4 sulfur cluster binding
Source: RefSeq, a predicted model, not a curated record